Molecule: messenger RNA, 1230 nt
Organism: Camellia sinensis
Lineage: Eukaryota; Viridiplantae; Streptophyta; Magnoliopsida; Ericales; Theaceae
Product: putative protein phosphatase 2C 8
Biological process (GO): protein dephosphorylation
Molecular function (GO): cation binding; protein serine/threonine phosphatase activity
Source: RefSeq, a predicted model, not a curated record
CCGCAUUUCUUCAGAUUUUAAAAUUUCAAAAAAAAAAACUUCCCCAUCUCAUCCAGCAUUUUAAAUCAUGAACGGCCCGCGACUCACGUCACCGUCUUUGAACUGUCGCCGGAAAAUGACGUUAGCAUGUUCCGGAGAUGAUCAGUGUUCAAAGAAGAACCGAGACCUUUCACAAACCGAAGAUUGUUGUGAGCUUUUGUCGAGAAAGAAGUCGCGGAGUGUCACGUGCACGCCACAUGGAUCGACAUCAGUGAUCGGCAGAAGAAGAGAAAUGGAGGACGCAGUGACAGUGGAGCUAGGGUUUCUGAGCAGAGAUUCGAGAGAGUAUGACUUCUUUGGCGUAUACGAUGGGCACGGAGGGUCAAGAGUUGCGUAUUCUUGCCGUGAUCGAUUACACUGCUUGCUGGUGAAAGAGAUCGAAGACGAGAUUGAUGUGGAAACGAGGUCGGAGGAGGAUUGGGAGAAGGUGAUGGUGGCGUGUUUUGGGAAGAUGGAUGAGGAAGUGAAUGAUAUAACGGCAAAUAUAGGUUCGACGGCGGUGGUGGCGGUGGUGGGGGAGGAGGAGGUGGUGGUUGCCAAUUGCGGCGACUCAAGAGCUGUGCUGUCAAGACGAGGUGUCGCUGUAUCUAUGUCUAAUGAUCAUAAGCCUGACAGACCUGAUGAGUUGGAGAGAAUUGAAGGUGCUGGUGGAAGGGUUAUAGACUGGAAUGGGCCUCGAGUCUUAGGAGUUCUUUCUACUUCAAGAUCCAUAGGGGAUCACUACCUCAAACCAUUUGUAAUACCGAAACCAGAAAUCAUAGUGAGCAAAAGAACUAGUGCAGAUGAAUUUCUGAUUCUAGCUACUGAUGGCUUAUGGGAUGUUGUUUCAAAUGAGGUUGCAUGCCAGGUCGUGAGGAGAUGUCUGGAUGGCAGAAUUAAGAGGAGACUUCAAGCGACUCUAAAUGAAAGCAAAUUCAGUGAGGCUGUAAAUCAAAGCCGUGCUGCGGAGGCAGCAGCAGCAUUAAUUGAGCUGGCAAUGGCUCGGGGUAGCAAAGAUAACAUCAGUGUGGUAGUAGUGGACUUGAAUAAAACAAGAAAAUGUACAGUGCAAUAGAGUACAUAAGUAAUAUCUCCCCUCUUUACUCACCGUUUAAUUGCGUGUUUUGCUUUUUUUUAUCUAAUUUUGAGAUUGGCCUUGUGAAUUUCCAAUUUCUCAGUUUUGAGCCGUAAUGAUUACUUUGAUUGCGACAA